Knipowitschia caucasica is the source of this 1695-nucleotide messenger RNA. Lineage: Eukaryota; Metazoa; Chordata; Actinopteri; Gobiiformes; Gobiidae. The record is from the annotation of a GenBank genome assembly.
AUGGACUCGCUCAGACCAUCAGCUGAGACCAUGGACUCGCUCAGACCAUCAGCUGAGACCAUGGACUCGCUCAGACCAUCAGCUGAGACCAUGGACUCGCUCAGACCAUCAGCUGAGACCAUGACGCUCAGACCAUCAGCUGAGACCAUGGACUCGCUCAGACCAUCAGCUGAGACCAUGACGCUCAGACCAUCAGCUGAGACCAUGGACUCGCUCAGACCAUCAGCUGAGACCAUGACGCUCAGACCAUCAGCUGAGACCAUGGACUCGCUCAGACCAUCAGCUGAGACCAUGACGCUCAGACCAUCAGCUGAGACCAUGACGCUCAGACCAUCAGCUGAGACCAUGACGCUCAGACCAUUAGCUGAGACCAUGACGCUCAGACCAUCAGCUGGGAACAUGGACCGGUCAGCUGCCCUGCAGGUGUUAGCAGACGACGUGGUCUCGAACCGAACAUAUGGCCCUGACCACGAUACGGUGGCCCUCUUUGUCCAAACUAUGCUCAACCAGAACUGGCAAGUCUUACAGGAGCGCAUGGACAGACCGUUGACAGAAGCCCAUUUGACUCAAAUCACAAAGAAAACUUUUGAAGUCAUGAGCGACCUAAUGGUUUCAGUCGUCCCAAUCAUGCUGUCCCAUCAGCAACCCCUGGAACAAAACAGAAUCAUUCAUUUGGACAAACAUGUAAGAUUUGCAAGUCCUAUGACGUGUGAUAUGGAGUUCAUGGACACGCGCGCAGAGGAGGUGAUGUCCAUUAUUACUUCAAGUUUUCAAAGAAGUUCAAAAGUUGGAGCCAAGGAUAAAAGAGAUGCUGGGAAAGUACUGCAGGCUCUGGCUUCUACCAUCAGCAGCUCCACAGAAGCGCCACAGAAAGAAAUGGCUUCAGACCAACAGUCGCAAACAGGGAAGUCUGAAAGUGACUAUGAGUACAACCCCCUGGAGGAGGACUAUGCAAUUUGUGCCUCCAUUUACAAACGUGUUUUGAUGUGCAUCCAUAAAGUAAAGGGCAGCAACACAGGCAGCAGUCUGAUGGUGCGCCCACAGAAAGUCACUGAUCAACUCUCUGACGCUGAAUUUCAGAGGACCACUUGUGAUGCGCUAGAGAAAUUCCUUCAGAAAAACUAUGAAAUCGCUUGCCUCAAACCUCAAAGCCACUGCUCAGAAACCAGAGUGCGCACUGUGGCCUCAGAGCUGCUGGACACAGUCAGACAUUCAGCAAAUGAGAUGUGUUCCCCAAAAGUCAACUCUAACAUCAAAGUAUCACAGGAGACUCUACAUGAGACGGCUCUGGAUUUGAAAGAACACUUAAACAUCAAAAUAGUUAGAUUUUUCUCACACACAGAGUCAGCUGCAGAUCAACCCGAAAUCCUCAGCAAAAGUAAACUCUCUCUGUUUGCAUCACUACUCACUGAAAACGUCUACAGCAUAUACUGUCAGCAGGCUGAGAGUGAGCAGGAAGCACAGCUGAACCCUAACUCCAGGCCUCAAACUGUCCCAGAGGUUCUGCCGCCCAUGAACACUAAAAUACAACCUACAAAUGAAGCGUAUGCAUUUGUGUCUGGAGCAAUGACAAGACUGGUCAACUCACUCAGCUUUCCCACUCAGAAGUCAAGUGACAGCAGCAGUGACCCGAGUGGGCAGAUCCCACUCAUGGCCAAACAGGCUCACCCAGACCGAGGUGUGGUGAAUAUUUAA